AUGGGUGUUACUAAGACCGUCAUCCAGGAGGGCUCUGGCCCCAUCCCCACCGCUGGCCAGACUGUGACCAUUGCUUAUACCGGCUGGUUGAAGACGAAUGGCGGUAAGGAGCUAAGUAUGUGGUUCGACAGCUCCGAGGGCCGCGGCGACUUUGUUACCAGGAUUGGCGUCGGCCAAGUCAUCAAGGGCUGGGAGGAGGGUGUUACCCAGAUGAAGGUUGGCGAAAAGGCCCUCCUUGACAUUACUAGCGACUACGGUUAUGGCGAACGUGGAUUCACCGGUCACAUUCCCCCAAUGCCGACCUCCUUUUCGAAGUCGAGCUGA
Molecule: messenger RNA, 324 nt
Organism: Parascedosporium putredinis
Lineage: Eukaryota; Fungi; Ascomycota; Sordariomycetes; Microascales; Microascaceae
Source: the annotation of a GenBank genome assembly